GCUGAAGCCCGGCCAAGCCUCGCUCCGGCCCCUGUGCCAGGGCUAAACCUGCUUGGAGAGAGGGCAGGGCAGGCGCUCGGUGGAGGGGAGAGAAGGAGAAAGGAAACUUGAAACUGGCUUCCCUUGUGGCGUGUCCGUGUCCCGGCCAUCCCCUCCCCGCCGCUGGUUAAAUGAGAGCACGUGAAGAACAUGAGGGUUCCUGCCUGAGAGGGAGGGCACGCAGGGAGGAGGAAGGCGAGCCGUGGCUUUGCGGUGUGGUUUACACCGAGAUCGGAGCUACAAGUGCCUGGGGGUGGGAGCAGGAGGAGAAAGGGCGUCUGAUGCCAGCUGCCAACAUGACAGAAACCCUGCAGCUCCCGGCGCUGCGGGUCCCCGAGCAGCAGCUGCUGGAGGGCGGCUGCGCCUGGUCCAGCUCGUCCACCCCGACCCUGCGCAGGAAGCGCUUCAAGAUGAGGAGGAUGAAGAACGUGCAGGAGCAGAGCCUGGAGGCCGGCAGGUACCAGGAUUCUCCUUCCUCCAGCAAGGAAUACCUGCAGCUGCCAUCCAUUGAGAUCACCCCCUCCAGUGACGAGGACACCCCCUGGUCCAACUGCUCCACUCCCAGUGCCUCCCCACGCCGCAAGCGCUUCCUCCUUCGGAAGUGGCUGCGUGUCCGAGAGAAGAAGGAGUGCAGUGAGAGCAGCAGCCAGCAGAGCAGCCAGCAGAGCAGCCACGACGAUGACUCCGCGCGGUUCCUGAGCCCCUCGCGCGAGGACAGUACUGCCAGUAACUCCAACCGCAGCACGCCCGCCUGCUCCCCGAUCCUGCGCAAACGCUCGCGCUCGCCCACGCCGCAGGACGCCCCGGGGGACGCCAUGGUGGAGAAGGGCUCCGACCACUCCUCGGACAAGUCCCCGUCCACGCCGGAGCAGGGCGUCCAGCGGAGCUGCUCCUCCCAGUCAGGCCGCAGCGGGGCCAAGAACUCCAAGAAAAGCCAGAGUUGGUAUAAUGUGCUGAGCCCCACCUACAAGCAGCGGAACGAGGAUUUCAGGAAACUCUUCAAGCAGCUCCCGGACACGGAGCGCCUCAUCGUAGAUUACUCAUGUGCUCUCCAGCGAGACAUUCUCCUGCAGGGCCGCCUCUACCUCUCCGAGAACUGGAUCUGCUUCUACAGCAACAUCUUCCGCUGGGAGACACUGCUGACAGUUCGCUUGAAGGACAUCUGCUCCAUGACCAAGGAGAAGACAGCACGGCUCAUUCCCAACGCCAUCCAAGUUUGCACUGACACUGAAAAGCACUUUUUUACUUCCUUUGGGGCUCGAGACAGGACGUACAUGAUGAUGUUCAGACUCUGGCAGAAUGCUCUGCUUGACAAGCCUCUGUGCCCAAAGGAGCUCUGGCACUUUGUCCACCAGUGCUACGGGAACGAGCUGGGGCUCACCAGCGAUGAUGAAGACUACGUGCCUCCUGAUGAUGACUUCAACACCAUGGGCUGUAGCUGUUGUGAGAGGGGUAACCAUAAAAACCUGUGUUCUCUGUGGCGUCCCAGCUACUGCGAAGAAAUCCCCGUGGAGGAGAAUGAAGUCAACGACAGCUCCUCCAAGAGCAGCAUGGAGGCCAAGCCAGAAGCCAGCCCUCAGCUGCCAAAGAAAUCUGUCACUGCCAGCACCCUGACCUCCACAGGCAGCAGUGAAGCCCCAGCCUCCUUCGAUGGAGUGCUCCCAGAAGAGGAGGAGGCAGUGGCAGAGAGUCCUGUGGAGAAAGACCUUGGCAUUGCCAACAUCAUGGGAGAGAAGAUCGACAUCAUUGGCCCUGUGAACUCCCCCUCCCUGGACUUCAAUGACAACGAAGACAUUCCCACUGAGCUCAGUGACUCCUCAGACACCCACGAUGAAGGGGAAGUCCAAGCGUUUUACGAGGACCUGAACGGCCGCCAGUACGUGAACGAGGUGUUCAACUUCAGCGUGGACAAGCUCUACGACCUGCUCUUCACUGAUUCCCAGUUCCAGAGGGACUUCAUGGAGCAGCGCCGCUUCUCUGAUAUUAUCUUUCACCCCUGGAAGAAGGAGGAAAAUGGCAAUCAGACCAGGGUGAUCCUGUACACCAUCACCCUCACCAACCCUCUGGCCCCCAAAACUGCCACAGUCACUGAAACUCAGACAAUGUACAAAGCCAGCCAGGAGAGCGAGUGCUAUGUCAUAGAUGCAGAGGUGCUAACCCACGACGUCCCCUACCACGAUUAUUUCUACACCAUUAACCGCUACACGUUGACUCGUGUUGCCAGGAACAAAAGCCGACUCAGGGUUUCCACAGAAUUACGCUACAGAAAACAGCCUUGGGGGCUGGUGAAAUCCUUCAUUGAGAAGAAUUUUUGGAGCGGCCUGGAAGAUUAUUUCCGUCAUUUGGAGAGCGAGCUGACCAAAACAGAGAGCACGUACCUGGCUGAGGUGCACAGACAAUCCCCCAAAGAGAAGGUGAGCAAGCAAUCCACGGUGCGCCGGCGGAAACGCGCCCACGCCCACCUGCGGGUGCCACACCUGGAGGAGGUGCUCAGCCCCGUCACCACCCCCACGGAUGAGGAGGUUGCCCAUCGAAUCAAGCACGUGGCAGGUUCCACUCAGACACGGCACAUCCCUGAGGAGAGCCCCAGUGGCUUCCACCUGCAGAGUGUCUCCAAGCUGCUCCUUGUCAUCAGCUUUGUUCUGGUGCUGCUGGUCAUUCUCAACAUGAUGCUGUUCUACAAGCUCUGGAUGUUGGAGUACACCACGCAGACGCUCACGGCGUGGCAGGGCCUGAGGCUGCAGGAGAGGUUACCCCAGUCUCAGACAGAAUGGGCCCAGUUGCUGGAGUCCCAGCAGAAAUACCACGACUCAGAGCUGCAGAAAUGGCGCGAGAUCAUCAAAUCCUCGGUGAUGCUUCUGGACCAGAUGAAGGAUUCACUAAUAAAUCUCCAGAAUGGCAUCGGCUCCCGGGACUUUGGGUCAGAUCCAGAGGAGAAACGGAAACGUUUCCAUUAACAGGCAGGAAUGCAGGAGGCCAGAGGACGGUGUGCAAUAUGUGUAAAUAGGAUAUAUAAAUAUAUAUAUAAAUAUAUAUAUAUAUAUAUACAGAUAUAAAUAUAUAUAUUAUAUACAGAUUUUAAGAGAAAAAAAAAAAGAAAAAAAAAAAAAGCCUAAAGAGGGGAAGGAGUGACCUCCAACACUGGCUGAACUGGAGCGUCCCUGGGAGCGUGGGGGUGUGUGUGGGAGGGCUGUGCUCUCCCAGCACUGAGGUGUGCUUAGGGCCGUGCCCAGCUCUGCUCCCUGGGCCCCUGCACGGCUCCUCUGUAAUAUUCCUGUCUGUCUGUCUGUCUGUCUGUUCUGUUUUUGUUGUCUCAAAGGGAAGCAUCAGUGUGAGUGCCCCCCCUGCCCGUCCCCGUGCCCUCCCUGCGCAUGGAGGUCCCUGGGUCGCUCUGUUUCUCUCUCAAAGGGGACACUGUCACCUCCCUUACCUUCAGGGGGUUUUGGCAGUCGCAGUCAGUCCCUUGCAGAACCGCUCUGGAGAGGAGGGGGAGUUGCUGUGGGUCUGUGGAGGGCAGAUCCCCCUGGCAGGCCCCUCCUGGGAGCAGAAAUUUGCUGUCAGGGCGGCCAGGCUGGCUCAGAGAGCAAAGCACAGAGCUGCAAUCCCUCCCACAAACCCCGAUUUGCUGCCUCCUGUCCUGGCUGCUGCAGAGAGAGCGAGGGGAGUGUGUGGGAGGGGGAGAGCCACACCUGUGACAGUGUCCCCUUUAGCUGUUCUCUGCUUUCCCUGUGCUUGGGCCCCUGCCACUGAGCCAUCCCUGUGCUGUGGGUCUGCAUCGCUGCUGGAGUCACCGCCGUGGGAGGACCCAAAUUUAAACAGAGAACCAAAAUUAGGAUUGAUUUGCAGCCACUCCCACUACCCAGCUCUGCAAAUCUCUUCUCCUGUUUGUUCACCCAGGCCUUGUCUUGUAAAAUCUGUGGGAAAACGGGGGGAGAAACAGCAGCUUCCUUUCCUUGCCUGGGGUAGAUUUACAUAACUGGAUCUAUGCAGCAGCAGCCAUCACUGUGGGUAUUUCCAUGACUGCAUCUCUAGAGCAACCAGGCUCCCAAAAAUCCAGGAGAGGUCAGGAAGGGUGACAGGGACCAAGGGAGGAAAGGGAGAAGGGCCCCUCAGAGGGUGUCAGGACAGAGCUGGGUGUCAGGCACCUGAGGGGUGUCUCCCACCAGCUGGGUUUAGUGCAGCCAGGUGGCAGAGCUGCACUAAAAACAAAGCCAGUGUGCAUUUUCAGCUCUUCUGGGGGAUGAUUCCAGGCUCCAUGAGCAGCCAGAGGAGGAAGAGGGGCGGCUUGGCUGUGCUGUGCAAUGCACAGACUCCACAGGGACUGCUGGGGAUGCAGGCUGCUUCUUGAAGUGUUUGAUAAAUGCUUUGGCCUCUUCCCCCAGCCAGGUAGAUGAGGGGAAUGUGAGUCCCACUUUGUCCAACACUGGGAUUUUUCCACCUUCUGGCUGGCAGGAGGGAGGCAGCUGCACAUUCCCAGUUUGGAAAUGGAAAUGGAAAUGGGAAGUUGUAGCUCCUCCAUUGCCUCCAGGAUGAAUAAUUUGUCUCUCACCAUUCUGUAGCACAGAAUAUCCUCAGUACAGUCUGAGGAAAACCUCAAGGUCCCAUUUUCCAAGCAGGGGAGGGCAAUGGAUGCAGGAAUAACCUGCUGCUUUCUCCCAGCCUGCAUGACCAAGACACACAUGCCCCACACGUGUGUGCAGGAGCAUGGAUGAAGCCAGGCUAUCAAAAGGACAUUUCAGACUGUGAAAGCAAGGUCCAGUUGGGGAAAAGCAGAGAGUAAUGUGUAUUUAUGACUAUUUAUUUAAUUUAAUGCUGCUGACUACUGUACUGCUCCCUGACUUUUUUCCAGGGAGGCUGCUGAAAUGAGAUGGCUGCUGUACCAUGAAAUUGAGGUGCUAGGGCCUGGGAAAGGCUUUCUGUGGCUCAUUUUCUCCACUGUGACUUGCCAAACUGACCCAGAGUCCCUUUUCCCCUCUUAGUUAGUCCCACAAUUACUAAGCACACAGAAUUCCCCUGCUGCUGGAAUUUCCCUCUUCCAGAAUUUUAUUUCAAGCACCAAUCAGGAGGACACAGAGGAAGCCCUGGGAUUCGCCCUUCCCAUGCCAGGAAAAAAGAGAAAGAACAGACUGUGAAAGAGGAGCCUGGAAUGUGGGGUCUCCUCCACCUGGAGACAGAGAAAUCAGAGAGGCUCACAGAUAAAUGCUGCUGGUCUGCAUUUGUUGCUCACCAAUGUCACAUUCUCUCUGUUAGGGAGGCAAGGAACCCUUUUUCUCAUCCUGAAUCCUUUCUCCUGUGCAGAUUUCCAGCUUCAGGCUGGGGCUGUUCCCUCAGGCUGCGCCCCAGAGACAGAACUGCACAAACUCUGUUAAAUCCAUGUCAGGCCAGGCAGCUGUAGCAAUCUCAACACUAAUAUUUGUUGAGAUAUUUGUCUAAUAAUUCAUCCUACCUGUCCAGUAUUUGUCCUUCCUGCACAUUAAGGUGGGUUUUUAACCUGUUUGACACCUAUCCUGACACUCAGCAGUGUGAAAUCCUUCAGGAAGAGCACAGGGGUAGUGGGCACCGAGCAGAGCAGUGUCCUUCACACCCAGGGAGGUUUCUCUUUAGGGUUUUGGUUUUUUCUAGUUAUUUCUGUUUCCCACUUGGCAGCCAGUCUGGCUUGGAGCUGGAUGGGAUUCACAACCUUUUUUUUUGCCUCUUAGUCUCACAGUAGUAAUAAAAAGGGGAAAAACAAGGUCUUAAGGCACUGAGGGUGAGGGUUUAAACAAAAACUUGGAAUGUUUUCACUUCCUCUGGAGAGCUGGGAUAGGAAUCAGCUGCCCCUGACCAGUCCCAGCUGACAGACUAAUUCCUUCCAGAGACAAUUUUGGAUUACGUUUCCUGGAAGGAUCAGUAACACUUUCUAGGAGUGAGAGGCCUGAGUAAUGUUUCAGAGGGUGGUGCUUCCCUCAGCACUCACAGCCAAGCCUGGCUUCCACCAUCAGGGUUUGCCUUCUCCCCUUGCUCACCUGGGCCAGAAAUUCCCCUGGGUUCUUUUCACAGCAGGUGCAUUUUCCCUCCCAGUCUGAGCCUGCACAUCUGCUGGGGUUUUAUUUGCAGGAUCUGAACAAACACAAAAAAACAGGGAAUUUCUUAUUUUUUUAAAGGCAUUUCUCCGGCCAAGCAUGCAGAGGUAAUGCCAGCUUGUAGCUUAAUUCCUGCCAAGGAAAAUGCUUCCUGUUGGGAGGAGAGGGAGCAGGAGGCUCUGAUCCACCAGUUUGUGACAUCCUCACUGAUCUUAGCUUGGCACAACCUCACCUCUGAUAAACACACACCUUCCAGGGCUUAUCUUAGAGCAGUUCUGGCAGCUGGAACGAGGGGAUUUGAGUCCUGCUGUGCAACCAGGCAUUCCCAGAGUGGAUACCAGAGGUUUCUACAGCAGCAGCUGCCUGUAAAGUCUCUGAAGGACCAAAAACCAGCUUAUUCCAGGUGGUGAGCUGCCCAAGGCAGGGGCACUGCUGGGCCUGCACAUUCCAGAUAGUAAAUAUGGGAAAAUAAAAGACAGAAAGGCACUUGCAGUGGGAAGGAGUUAGCUGUGGGUUAACAGGAUAAUGAGCUUUUUGGGUGCUCUGCACUUCAGGCACUCUCCAGUCAGAACACUGUGCUAUUAACUCAUACUAACUGAUACUGACUGCUGUCUAAAGCCUUCCUGGCUCCCUCGAGUCCUUUGGGAGAAGAGAAGGAAGGCUCAUGACUUUGAUCUCCCCUGAGUUGCCUGCUCUGCUGUGACAGAGGCUGCAUUUACACCUCUGGCUGCUGUCCCUGCCUGCUGGCUGACACCUGACCCUGCCUGGAUGCUUCUGAUCUUAAAAGCAGAAACCUUAGGGACAGGAAACAUCUCUAGUGUAAUGUGAGCCUGGAUUGGAAGAGGAAAGGUUUCAAAGCACAAGGCUUUGCUGGAUUUGGAGCCCUGAAGGCACAAAACUGCCUCUGAAAUAACAGGGCAUGUGUUGGGAGAUCUCCUCUAGGAAUGCUGGUCCUGGAAUGCUAAUCCAUGUCCUUAUCAGACAGUUUCAGCUCACCUGGGUGUAGGUAAGGACAGACUUUUCAGCCUCCUUGGCUCCUCAGCACUGUCCUGGUAGCCACAUAGGAGCUUUUUCUUACUUUUAUGCAAGAAGGUAGAAGUUGAUUUUUUUUUUUUUCCAGAGAAUGGCUGGAAACACUUUUGGUCUGGGUACUUGAGACCUUUUGGAUUUGCUCUGCUGUGCUGCAGCAGCUGCUCUUCCCCACAAGCACAGAAACAAACUCCUGAUUUACAGCUGGAACUGCCUGGUUCCACAUUACACAGAAAAUCAGUCUCAAAAUCACUGUUUAAAGCAGCAGUGCCUGGCUCAGGGGAGACAGCUCUGUCCUGUCUGCCCAGGCAGCUGCUGCCACCCCCAGCUCUUGACAGAUGAGUGCUUUCUGCAGCUCCAGGGGCUCCCACGGGGGCUGUGCCAGGCUGCCACGGUCCAUGGCACAGCCACCUGGGCUCUGGCUCCGUCUGUUCAGUCUCAGCACCACUUACAACACCUGGCAGGGGCUUGCUUCAAACACAGCUCAGAACAGAGCUCUGGAACCAAAGCCCCCGAGGGAAGUGGCUCACAGAACACCUGUGUGGUUCCUGUGCUGGUUCUCCAGCCUGCUCUGAUCUCUGUGCUUUGCAGUCUCUCCAGCACGAGUCUCUCUGUGCCAUAAAACCUCUUUUUUUCUAGAUGUGCACACUGGCCAAAUAAUCUCGUGUCUUGGGCGACUGCUGGCCAAGGCCAUUCCCUGAUCUAGGCAGACAGCAUGGGCUUCUCUCAGCAUGGAUCUGUGGCAUGCCAUGCCCUCCUCCUCUCCCACACGUUUUCCAGUGCUUGCUAUGGCUUUUCCCUGUCCCCCCCUCCCACCUCUGCUGCUGGACAAUCAUUACCUGUGUCAUAGAUGGUCUGACCUGGUGCUGUCCCUGCCUGCCUUCCCCUCCUGCAGUCUGUAUGCUCUUCAAGUGAAUGUGUUUUGGUUUAUUUUUAUUUUAUUUUAUUUUAUUUUUUUUCAGUAGGGAAAAGGACUUCCUUCUGCUGAAGGAGUUAUAUUUGCACAUGGCUCGGGGAGGUUCCUCCUCUGGCCGUUUCUGUUACCUCACUCAUUUAGGCCAAUUCCAUUGCUAACGUUAAAGGCCACCUUCCCUGACCCAAACCCCGAGAGUAGGUAGGGAACAAACCCCGACGUGCAGCUCUGCUUCUGGAGCCGCUGCUGGCAUCCCUGCUGGAAUUAGGAUCUGGGAGAGCAGCUGUUCCAGCUCCAUCCAGCAGGGAGGUGGAGCCUGUGCCACACACCCCAUCCCUGCAUUCCCAGCUCCUGGGAAAUGGUCCUUGGAGAGCAGGGAUGGAGGAACCCGCCUGGCUCCGGGCUGGACGUGGAGGGAGGGAAGAGCAGCAGAGCAGUGGCAGCGUCACAACCUCCCCCAGCAGCCUGGCCUGGCCUGGCACCUCUGGGACAUCUCCAUUCCAGUGGGAUCUCCUCUCCCACCGCCUGCUCCAGGGCUGGAGAGAGCUGCUGAUCCCCUGGGGCGUGCUCUCCCCACCCGGAUCCUGCAGUCCCUGUGCACAGCUGAUGAUGAGCGAGGCUCUGCUCUCCUCGGCACAGGAGCGGGUCCUGCCACCACCACAGGCACGUGCUUCCCUCCUGGGAUCCCCUCCAGAGCCCGGGGAGCGGGGGGCUGAUGGCUGAGGUGACUCUGGGCUGGGUGGGGGAAGGAUUGUGCGUUUGUUUUAGGAGUUGUCCCGACUGUCAGAAACUUUGCGCUGUGCGCAAAAAACACAAAAAAAAACCAAACCCAACCUGCGGUUAAAAAACGAUACUGGAACGGACGUGCUGGAAUGUAGGAAUUGUACAGGCUCUGCAGCCAAACUCCCUGUAAGUAGUUAGUACCAUGGAAGUACAGUAUCAAUUAAAAAAUCUAUCCAA
Poecile atricapillus (Black-capped chickadee) is the source of this 9003-nucleotide messenger RNA. RefSeq names its product GRAM domain containing 1B (gene GRAMD1B). The transcript is spliced from 20 exons. Gene Ontology annotation, cellular component: endoplasmic reticulum membrane; plasma membrane; endoplasmic reticulum-plasma membrane contact site. Gene Ontology annotation, molecular function: sterol transfer activity; sterol binding. Gene Ontology annotation, biological process: intracellular sterol transport. Lineage: Eukaryota; Metazoa; Chordata; Aves; Passeriformes; Paridae. The record is from RefSeq and is a predicted model, not a curated record. Bases 171 to 2996 code for a protein of 941 amino acids.